CAAUAAAAAAAUGAGAAAAAAUAACUUUCGGCUAAAACUAUGGAUUCAAUGAACCAUGACCGAAAUAAUUUUCUCCUAAUGAUCUUUUGGUAUAACUAGAGGAUUAUUGAUUAUUCUAACAAUAUACAUGUUUUCUAUUUAAAUUAUAUAUGGUAUUAAAUUGAUAAUUGUUCUUUUGUAGCAAAAUCAUAAUCGGGGUGGCUUUAGAGAUGUUGGAAAUUUAUUUGUACGAGUAUUUAAUGGGAUAACUAAAAAUUUGGAAGAUAUAUUAAUGAGGAAAAUAUGAAUAUAUCAAGAUAGAAAAUCUCUCUAAUAAUGAGCGAAAUGAUAUUUUUAUAUUUUAUAAAAUGUAAAUUUCCGAACCUAAAAUUUACGAUACAAAAAUCAGGAAAAAUAAAUUUUGGCUGAAACUAUGGAUUCAAUGAAUCUACGACUGAAUAAUUUUCUCCAAAUGAUCUCUUGGUAUAAUAAGAGGAUUAUUUAUUAUUCUAACCAUAGACAUGUUUUCUAUUUAAAAUUAUAUAUGGUAUUAAAUUCAUAAUUGUUCUUUUGUAGAAAAAUCAUAAUAUUUUGACACUUUUUGGGUAAUAUUUUAAUAUAUAUUUUUAUUUUAUUUCCUUUUUGUUACUAUGACUAUAAUUUUGUGCAACUUGACUACUUCAUAAAAUUCUUUUUCUUUUCCUUUCUAUGUUGUUUUGUCUUCGACGAACUUAUUUCUUGGGUAUGACUAUACACCCGUUUCAUAAACAUCAGUAUGAGUAGGCGAUUAAUAUAAAAAAUUAUGUCAAUUUAUACUUGUAAUAUAAUGACCAAGAAAUGCAUCAAUUCGCACAAAGAUAAUUCAAGAUAAAUUAACUUGAAGGAUAGAAGAUUUAUGGGCUUAGAAUUUAGAAGUUAGUAAUGGGAUUCAAAAUUUAAGGUUAAUACUUAAUAGCCUAGGGUAAUGCAUGAAUUAGCUGUAAUCCUUUGUUAUAUUAUAAUAUCAACUAAGUUACCAACUAGAAUUUAAAAUCUGCUGUCUUAAAAGUAGUUUCAGAGUCGAGUGCAUUACUAGUGGAAAUUGUAUCCAAAUUUUUUUAUUAUCAAGACUUGUUGUUGUUGUCGUCGUCAUCGUCGUCAUCGUCGGAAGAUCAGUUGAAUUACCAAGAUAUAGAUGUAACGUUUAAGAUUCAUGACCGAACCAACCACAAAAAUCACAACCUAUUAAGAGCCAUAAAACAAAGGAGGGACCUUAUUAGCCACCAUAUAAUCUACCCUAUUAUUAUCCCCACCAAUAAACCAAACAUGCUGGUAACUCAAAAUUAUCCAGCCGAAUCUUAGACACUUAGCUUCUUCCAUAAUUGAACAUCUCUAACUAUGUCGAUCUGAUGUCGAAUUCACCUAAUCAAUAAUGACAAUUUAGCAUCCCCCACAAUUAGCAUCUCCCGAAAUCCAAGUUGAAUGCUCCUAUAGACCACAUCGAACAACAUCGAUAACUCUACCAAGAACAGAUCCACCAAGUCCUCCUACACAACUCCCUUGGCCAUCAACCAAACAACACCAACAAAGGAACCAACUGGAUCAGAAUUGUGCCACCACUCGAUCUGCGAAUAGUAUUGACAAAACCAAGUAAUCCAUCAAAACUGUUUAAGCUUAAACAUAGUUCAUCCGUGUUUUUCAGAUUCCCCUUAACAAACAUACCUAUUGUAUCACUUUCUGCAAUGCCGUUGCAUAAUCGCCCAAAAAACAUAAGAGUUUUGGCCCUGCAAUGUCCCAAAGGACCUUCUCCACCGGGAAAACAAGAGCAUAUCUUCUAGAGUGUCAAACUCCGCCCAGCUGACCAAACACCUUACCAACACAUCAAUCUCCCUCAAUGAUAAAUGCCUCUAUUGUAGGAAAAAUUCAAUGGGGGAGUCUGCUACAUGAAAAUCCCGUCUCAACGGAUAACACCAACAUGUUCAAGUUUUCAUGAUUUUCAAUAUUAACAAUUGAUCGACACAUAAAACUAAUAAUUUGGCUUUCAUUUUAAUAGAAGUAGAGAGUUUGAAAGAAUUUUGGAAGUAAGUUCUUAAAGGAGAAGUGAAGAUUUAUAUUUUAACCAAAAACAAUGAAAAAUACUCCUUUUUGUUGUGAAAUCUUAAAAUUUCAAGGAAAGCCAUAAACCCUUAAUGUUCUGAGCGGAUGAUGCCCCUAGGGUCAUUCCGAGGCAAGAGGAGAGUCUGAGUACAUAUGAUAUUUGGGGGAGAAUUCAAGUCAAGGUGGAAAUUUGUUGCUUUGAUUUGAAGACAUAUACCUGCAUUUGAUCGGAAGUCACAUGGGUCUUGCUGCCCGGUUAGCAAGUCAGGAUACAUGGGGGAAGCACCCAGUUUGAGCAUACGGGCUUAAACACAUUUCUUUUACGCUUUAGGGCCUGGUAUAUAACCUUUUCCCUUUUCACGUUGCAUUAGGAUUAGGUCGUGUAAAAAUGCGUCAUAUAUACAUUCUCAAUCUAUGCAAUCCCUGUGAACCACCUAAAUCUGUGUGUUAUUUACUUUCUUACAUUGUCAAUUUUUAGAACCAUUCCAAUAACAUAAAGUAGGGGUGGCUAUACGGUCCGGUUAAAUUGUCCCGAAUUGAUCCGGUCCAAGUCCGGUCUUUUCGGGAAUAUAAGGACCAAAGAUUGGAUUGGAUACAGUUCGGUCUUGAUAGAUUGAGUUUGUGGAGAAUUGAGUGACCUGAGGCUUCACAGAGUGAAGAGUUUGUUAAGUUUUGAGUGUUAGGCUCUCUAUCCCGUCUUUAUCCGAUUUUCGAUCCGGUCUCAAAUGGUUUUUUUACCUCAAAUCUAAGCCCGAAGAUGGGAUUGGAUUGUUAGUUAUCCGGUUCCGGUCCGGUCUCGAUCCAGAUUGUACGGUCCAGUUUCGGUAAAACCAAAUAGCCCGGACCAAAUAGCCAGCCCUAACAUAAAGUAUGUAUUAAACAAAAUUUUACUAACUAUGAUUCACAUUAUAAAUGUCAUACUGACAACAUAAAGUUAGAAUCUUCUCUUUCGGGGCUUAUUCGGUAAUGUUUGCAUAGCGCGGGUACCAAAACUGGAUUGAAUUCUUUGAGUUUAUGCUAUUUAGUAUUUACCGGGAGGGGUUAUGGAUCACCAUGGUUACUAAGGGUGAAUUGGGUAUGAAAAAAUAAAUUCUAUUAAUAAUUUUUUUUAAUAAAUUACAUUUUUGGUAGUUACAAAAUCUAUUAAUUACAAUUAUCUGUCUUUCUCUCACUUCCACAAUCUCUAGCCAUAUCUCCUUUCUUAUUUUUCUCCAUCUUUCUGCACAAAAAAAAAAAAAAACAAGAAAUCACUACCAAUCCAUUAAGCAACCACUAUCAUUCAAAAAACACUUAUAUUAUUAUAGAUAAAACAAGAAAUCAAUACCAAAACAUAAAAAAUACCACUACCUCAACAUGAUAACUCUGAUUAACCAAUACCAUUGCAGAUUUAUCUAAUAACAAUACUUGAAUAUCACUACCAAUACAAUAACAUCAAUACAAAAAAAAAAUACCACUACAAUAAAACAAUAAAUUAAUACCAAUCCAUUAAAAAUGCUACCAUUGCACAAAACACAAAUACCAUUAGAGAAAAAAAUCACUAUCAUUUCACAAAACACCAAUACCGUUGCAGAUUUGACCAUAGAGCAAUACAUUCAAAUCAAUACCAUUACAUGAUAAUCAAUACCAAUACGAAAAAAUAAUAUCAAUGCGAAUAAACGCUACCACUACGGAAAAAAUCACUACAAUUUCAUAAAACAGAGAUACCCUUACGUGAUAAUCAAUAUCAAUGCAGGAAAAACAAUACCAAUACGAAAAAACACUACCAUUACGGGGAAAACACUACCGAUGCGAGAAAGUACAUACCAAUAAAAAAUCAGUUGUUCUGUUCUUUCAGUCGAAUUCCCCAAAAAAAAUUCUUUAUCCCAUUCGUCAUUUUUGCUGAAGAAGAACAGAUGGAGAGAGAGAGAGAGAGAGAGAGAGAGAGAGAGAGGGAUUGGAUUUCAAGUAUAUAUUAGUGGGGAUGUUCUACUACGGAAGAAGAACAGAUGGGAAGAGAGAGAGGGGGGAUCGGGAGGGAGGGGGAGGGAUGGCCGACGAAGGGAGGUGGCCGGAGGGGAGAGGGAUGGAGGGUGGGCAGCCGGCAGUCGACAGCCGUCUGAAGUAGGGUUUGGUUAAAGGGAGGGGAGUGUAGAAGUAGGGUUGGGUAGAAUAUAUAGAAUAAUCGAGCGUUGACGCUUUUUCGUUUCCAAAAUUACCCUAACGUAAUUUUAACCAUGAGAUUAAAGAAAUGAAAAAUAAAAUAAAAAUGGACAUUAGAUAAUGAUGUAGCCACGGUGACUACUAGAAUUUAAGUUACCACCCUAAGAGAAUUUUAGUUACCACCCUAAGAGCAUCUCCAUUGGAAUUGCAAUUAGAAUUGCAUUAUGACAUGACAUUCAUUUGCAAUUGCAUUGAUGUAGAUGACAAUUGUAUCUUUCAAGCUUGCAUAUAAUGCAAUUAUGGAAUGCAAACCCCAUCAUCUUUUUUAUUAUUAAAUUAUUCAUUAAUUUUAUUAUUUUAGUGUUUAUGUUUUAAUAAGUUAAAUAAAAAAAUUAGUUGCAAUUGCAAGUUAAUUGCAUUGAUGUACUGGAUUGCAAGUUAAUUAUUUUAGUAAGAUGAGUUGGAUUGAAAAAAAAUGAAGUAACAAUAAAAAAACAAAUGCAAUUGUAAAUACCAUUGCAAUGAAAAUGUUCUAACACAUACAAGUACUUACCUCUUUGAAAGUGGAUUAAUUCAUUCUUCUUGUUUUUUUUUUUCCCCCUUGGGGAUUCCGUUGCACUAUAAAAUGGGGUCGCUCACUUUUCCUGAAUCAGUUUUCACACCCCGCGACGCGUCCUUUUCCAUCGCCAAGCAGGGACGCGUCGUCACCUUGCUCCCCUUCGCCUUCUCUCGCAAGUAAUCUCUUGCAACAAACUCCGCGUACUUGUUCUCCGACCACCGCACUUGUGUACGGCGACACAGUUUUCUCGGCCGAAGAAAACACACGCAUUAAUUCCGAUUCCAGGUUAGUGUAGCUUACCUUUGAAACUUUGCCCGCCCGCCCGCCCGCCCGCCCGCCGCCGUUCUCAGCUUUUUUGUUCACCAAUGGCCGAACGAUGUUCUUCGUCUUCGUUCUCGUCAAUGGCGCCGCGCGAAGAAAAGCCCGAUGGAAUGAGCAGUAGCUUGCUCGAUCAAUUCUAUUCGCAGUACAACAACAUCACAAACCAUAAUCUCCAAAAUCGUACGCGGCCGCCGCCAACACUGCAAACGCAUGGCAACCCGAGUCCCAUGGCUUUGAAUCGGCAACAUGAAUCGCAUCUCAAGUUGCAGGCUGAAACAGCAGAGGCGAAGAGGAUGUGCCACAUGGUGAUAAACGUAUUGAGACAGAGGUCUGUUGAUCAUAAAACCAUGGAAAAGCUAGCAUUUUGCAUGAAGUUCUUGAACCAUCCAAACAGCGAUAAAUCCGAGGAGAAGUUGGCUUUCCUCAAGAAGUGGAUGUACUCUGUAGUUCAGCAGUCGACGCCAAGAAAGCCAGCUUCUUUGUCGUGCACUUCAGGGCAAUCUUCCUCUUCUAAUAUGCUUCCUGCAGAAGAUGCUCGACAGCCACAUCCACAGCCUCCAGCUGGUAGUUUUCAUGGGCCAACUGUUAGUAAUGUCCUCCCACCGCACUUGUGCGAUAAUGUACCGAAUCAAAGUACUACCACAACCUCUCACUCGGGACCUGUUCCCCCCAAGCGUGGGCGUCCAAAGCGCCCACAGAAGUCAGGGGAAGCUUUCCUGCUUGAAAAACCGGAGAAGAAAGUUCAGAAACGCCAAGGAAUGCUAGAUGUCAAAGUGAAACAGGAAACACAGCCGCAGCAGCAGCAGCAGCAGCAGCAGCAGCAGGUUUUUGCUAGUGAAAAGCCCCAAAAAUCUGUGGAGGUUAAAAGUACUGGGACAUCAAAGGUUCUUCAUCAGAAACCAGCUCCUGAGAAAGCAGUUGUGCAUAAUCAACAUGUGAAGUCUGCUACACAACCACCUUCUUCCUCUGAUUCGGAGCUAGAGAAGACGGGCAUAAUGCCUGAUCAAGCUUUAGCUGCGACUGUUUCGGGUAGGAAAGUGACAGAAGAACCCUUCAGCCACUUGGUUAAUUUGGUUCAGUGGAUAUCCGGCAAAGCAUUAAGUGCUUCUGUGGAUGAGAUUUGGUCAAUAGUUAACUCGAGUGAUCGUAUCCCUGGGGAAAAGAAGAUGAAUCGUUGGUUUGAUGUGGUUUCCAGUUCCUCAUUUGAUCCCGACAUAUCAACUGCUGGGGUUGAGAGAAAUCAAGCUCUCCGGGAGGAAGUAAGAACAAUAAAUCAGCAGCUAGUCGAUACUGAUGUAGCGAUUAUUCCAGAUGGUAAUGCAAGGACCAUAAUGAAGUGCUCGUUUAACGCGGCCUCCAUCUCACCGAUGCAACCAAUUGAGCCCUUGAAAUUGCUUGUCCCCGCAAACUAUCCGCAUUCCUCUCCUGUAUUACUGGAAACGUUCCCAGUGGAGAUCAGUGGCGAGGAUGAUCUUUCUGUAAAAGCCAAGUCAAGGCUGCACCGCUGCCUGAGAAGUCUGCUUCAUCCGGUGACGUUGGAGGACAUAGCGAGGAGUUGGGAUGUUUGUGCAAGACAAGUCAUUACUGAGUAUGCAUUACAGAAUGGUGGCGGGAGCUUCAGCUCACAGUAUGGAACCUGGGAAACUGUAUAAAGUGAUGAAGCCUACUGAAAGGAAGAAAGCGGAAAGAAACAUAAAAUGAAGGCUCUCAACAGAGUAAAUAUGCAUUGGGAUUUGAUUAUGCAGUUGUUCUACUGCGAAAUAUUGGAUUUUGGUGUCUUCUUUUUCUCAAUAGAUAGCGCAAAUUGCAGUUUGUAGAUAUUGAGUUCUGCCUACAGAACCUUCAGGCUUUUGCUGGUCAUCAUACUUUAUUGGAAUGACGUACGAAUUCUGUGAAAAGAAUGUCAAUAGAAAAUGUCAAAAUGAACUGAAAAUGCAAUAGAACAGGUGAUUUGAG
Molecule: messenger RNA, 7030 nt
Organism: Linum trigynum
Lineage: Eukaryota; Viridiplantae; Streptophyta; Magnoliopsida; Malpighiales; Linaceae
Source: the annotation of a GenBank genome assembly